This is a messenger RNA of Drosophila busckii, 1418 nucleotides long. RefSeq names its product adenosine 3'-phospho 5'-phosphosulfate transporter 2 (gene Papst2). Gene Ontology annotation, cellular component: endoplasmic reticulum membrane; Golgi membrane. The record is from RefSeq and is a predicted model, not a curated record. Gene Ontology annotation, molecular function: 3'-phosphoadenosine 5'-phosphosulfate transmembrane transporter activity. Bases 159 to 1349 code for a protein of 396 amino acids. Gene Ontology annotation, biological process: transmembrane transport. The transcript is spliced from 2 exons. NCBI's taxonomy places the organism in Eukaryota, Metazoa, Arthropoda, Insecta, Diptera, Drosophilidae.
UUAAAAGUAACAUAAACAAAAAUUGGCGUUUUGAUACAGAAUUUAAUUACAAAUUUUACAAAAUGCAUAAUCAAUAAUGCAAAAUGCGUGUGUAAGAGUGUUAAAAUUACAUCAACACACACUCUAUCACAGAGCAACUAAUUAAUUUUCCACUAAAAAUGGGAGCUGACAGCCAAGCUGGCAGUGGAAACAGCAUUAUCAGCAUUAAUAAUGAUACACACUCUACAACGACCACAGCGACAACGCAGCGGAAGCCUUCAUCCGCUGUCAAGGCACAAAAUGCUGAGCUGCAUAUAUUAUGCUUUGAUCUUAGCAACUACAACAAGACGACGCAGUUCCUCUUGAGCUGUACCGGCGUCUUCGUCCUAUACAUCAUAUAUGGCUAUCUGCAAGAGCUAAUCUUUACAGUGGAGGGCUUCAAGCCCUACGGCUGGUUUUUAACACUGGUGCAGUUUGCUUACUACAUAAUCUUCGGAAUGGUAGAGCGUCGCUUGGAGGCAUAUAGAACAAUGGGGGCUGGUGGUGCCAUAUGGACUGUACAACCCGCGCCACGUUGCAUUCCCAUACGCACCUAUUUUGUGCUGGCAGCACUGACGCUCGGCACCAUGGGCUUGUCCAACUCUAGUCUGGGUUAUCUCAACUAUCCCACGCAGGUGAUAUUCAAGUGUUGCAAGCUAAUACCAGUGCUGGUGGGCAGCAUUAUUAUACAAGGCAAGCGAUAUGGACCAUUAGAUUUUGCGGCUGCCUUGUCUAUGUGCAUCGGCCUGGCCUGGUUUACAUUAGCCGAUUCUCAGAUGACGCCCAACUUCAAUUCACUUGGGGUUGCGAUGAUAUCAGGUGCACUUCUUUGCGACGCUGCCAUUGGCAAUGUACAGGAGAAGGCAAUGCGCGAGCACAAUGCACCCAGCAGCGAGGUUGUGUUCUAUUCCUAUGGCUUAGGCUUUAUAUAUCUUUUUGUGAUUAUGUUGCUCACCGGCAACUUCUUCAGCGGAUUUGCUUUCUGUCUUGCACAUCCGCAGGAAACAUUUGGUUAUGGCCUUCUUUUUAGCCUGUCUGGCUACUUGGGCAUACAAUUUGUGCUAGCGCUGGUGCGAAGCAGUGGCGCUCCAUUGGCUGCAACUGUAACCACCGCACGCAAGGCUGUGACCAUCGCCUUUUCAUUUCUGCUCUUCAGCAAGCCAUUUACCUUGCAAUAUGUCUGGUCUGGAUUGAUUGUGGUUCUCGGAAUUUAUCUUAAUGUUUACAGCAAGAAGAACAAGCUGACAUUUACUGACUUGAGGCAUAGGAUCAAGCAAAUGGGCGCCAAGCUAUCUCGUUCACCAAGUCGAAAAUUCCUCGUUGAAGUAUAAACAUGAUUCGUACCAAAAAUAUACUUAAUCUUAACAUUUAGUCCAAUCGAUAUUGUGUGUAAAAAUAAA